UAUUCUUUUCUUUGGUAGGUAAAGUCCAAACGUUUCAGUACGCUAAGAAAAAAGUCCAACGUUUCACUUUUCAGAGAACACUCGAAUCUUCCACAGAAAUUUUUGGCUUCUUAGAUACUCCAAUUGGCUCAAAAUCUUCAUGCCCAUCAUCAGUAGAUUCAUCAACAAUCGAACGAACAGACAGGAAUUUGGAUUUAUUAGUUUACAAAGCUUGUAAAUGGCAAGUGAUAUUGGGGAAUCAAUAGGCAGGUCAUCCCAAAGCCCGUCUUGCUCGGGCAAUGGUAGCAAUGAUGCCGGUGAUUUUGAAUGCAAUAUAUGCUUUGAAUUAGCUCAAGAUCCAAUUGUCACUCUUUGUGGUCACCUAUUCUGUUGGUCUUGUCUUUACAAAUGGCUCCACCUUCACUCGCAUUCUCAAGAAUGCCCAGUUUGUAAGGCCAUGAUAGAGGAGGAGAAGUUGGUUCCUCUUUAUGGAAGAGGGAAGACAUCAACCGAUCCAAGAUCGAGAACGAUCCCCGGCAUUGAUAUCCCUAACCGACCGGCAGGGCAAAGACCAGAAACAGCUCCUCCACCAGAAGCAAACAACUUUUCCCAGCAUGGAUUUGGAUUCAUGGGAGGGUUCAUGCCUAUGGCAAGUGCAAGGUUUGGCAACUUUACGAUGUCUGCUUCCUUUGGUGGUUUAUUACCAUCAUUAUUUAAUAUUCAGGUUCAUGGAUUCCCCGAUGCUACUGUAUAUGGGACGACUUCUGGGUUCCCAUAUGGGUUUUCCACUGGAUUUCAUAGGGGACACGUUCAAAACUACCCUCACAUGGCAAGUCAAGGACAGGCGGAUUAUUAUCUGAAGAUGCUUCUUUUGAUUAUAGGUGCCUUUGUGAUGCUUGCUCUCAUUUGGACAUAAAUGAUUUAUCCACUUGGAUUCAAUCUGCCAAUGGUCCAUGGUCUGGUAACUGUAAAUUCUGUGGGCUUCAGCUUUUGUGCUUGAGAAAGUUAUCCUAUGGUAUUUUGUCAGUACUCACUGUUCCCAUUACUUUGUGCCUUCAGAAUAUGCAAUGAAUCUGUUUGUUACUCUUAAUUAGAUUGCAAAUUUUGUUCACCUUCUCCUCCUUAAACCUCUCUUCCUUUCCUUGGGGGUGUUUUAUGCAUGACUCUACACACACAGUGUGUUUAGGUAUUGAAAGUUUCUUCUUUGUUUGAUU
Molecule: messenger RNA, 1193 nt
Organism: Cornus florida
Lineage: Eukaryota; Viridiplantae; Streptophyta; Magnoliopsida; Cornales; Cornaceae
Exons: 2
Coding region: 218-895 (225 amino acids)
Biological process (GO): ubiquitin-dependent protein catabolic process
Cellular component (GO): endoplasmic reticulum
Molecular function (GO): ubiquitin protein ligase activity; ubiquitin-like protein conjugating enzyme binding
Source: RefSeq, a predicted model, not a curated record